This is a messenger RNA of Silurus meridionalis, 2578 nucleotides long. It is a transcript of the gene tinagl1, whose product is annotated as tubulointerstitial nephritis antigen-like 1. Gene Ontology annotation, molecular function: peptidase inhibitor activity; cysteine-type peptidase activity. NCBI's taxonomy places the organism in Eukaryota, Metazoa, Chordata, Actinopteri, Siluriformes, Siluridae. Gene Ontology annotation, biological process: proteolysis. The transcript has 12 exons. The coding region runs from base 166 to 1596 and encodes 476 amino acids. The record is from RefSeq and is a predicted model, not a curated record. Gene Ontology annotation, cellular component: lysosome.
GCACUGACUCAGAGAAAGACAGCUGAACGAGAUCGUAUGAAAGAAGAGGAGGAUAAAGAACUGAGAGUGACUACAAACCUUAUCUGUUUAAACCUUUUCCUGUUUCCGUUCCGGAAAUAAAACAGCAAAGAUAAUUAAUUUCAUACGUUGAUAAGGUGAUUGUUGAUGAUGAUGAAGAUGAUGAGGCUGGUCAUGGUGGUCAGUGCAGUGCUUGUCCUGAUGGUGGACAGCAGCAUGAUGGAGAGGAUUCGCAGCAGGAGAGAGCUGGCCAGCCCUCUGCAUGCUCGGGGUAUCCGUGAUCCAUUCGGCUCAUACUGUCAGAGAAGAGGUGGUUGCUGUGAGGGCAGGAAUGAUGAGUGCACUAUGCCUUACCUGGAUACCAUCUGUUACUGUGACCUGUUUUGUAACCGAACAGUGAGUGACUGCUGCCCAGAUUUUUGGGGCCACUGUAUGGGAAUCGAUCCUCCUCCCAGAGGUAUUUGUGAAAGAAAUGGCCACAGGUUCCACUCCGGUGCAACCUACAAAGAGAACUGCAAUUUAUGUACAUGUAGUGCCACUGGUCAGUGGGUCUGUGAGGAACACGCCUGUCUGAUCGAACAGGAGUUAAUCCAGGCAGUGAACUGGGGAAACUAUGGGUGGAAGGCAGCUAACUACAGUCACUUCUGGGGUAUGAGUCUGGAUGAGGGUUUGCGCUACCGUCUUGGCACUCAGCGACCUUCCAGAGCCAUUAUGAGCAUGAAUGAGAUUCAGAUGAACAUGGAUAACAACGAAUACAUUCCAAGCUACUUCAACGCUGCUGAGAAAUGGCCAGGAAAAAUCCACGAGCCCCUGGACCAGGGCAACUGUGCGGCCUCGUGGGCCUUUUCCACAGCAUCUGUAGCAUCAGACCGAAUCUCCAUUCAGUCUAUGGGUCACAUGACCCCUCAACUGUCACCCCAGAAUCUGAUUUCCUGUGACACACGUAACCAAGGUGGUUGUGCUGGAGGACGCAUUGAUGGGGCCUGGUGGUAUCUGAGGAGACGAGGGGUGGUGACGGAGGAGUGUUAUCCGUUUAAUCCACCCCAACAGACCUCUGAUGAAAUGAGCCGCUGUAUGAUGCAGAGUCGCUCAGUGGGCCGAGGGAAAAGACAGGCCACGGCUCGUUGUCCCAACAGCCACAUCUACCACAACGAAAUCUACCAGUCCACCCCACCAUACAGACUGUCUACAAAUGAGAAGGAGAUAAUGAAGGAGAUCAUGGAUAACGGUCCCGUGCAAGCUAUCCUGGAGGUGCAUGAGGACUUCUUUGUGUACAAGAGUGGAAUCUACCGACACACAGACGUGAAUGUACACAAAGCGCCACAGUAUCGCAAACACGGCACACACUCGGUUAAGAUCACAGGGUGGGGUGAAGAAAGAGAUUUCAAUGGGAAAACACAAAAAUACUGGAUUGCUGCCAACUCAUGGGGCAAGAACUGGGGUGAAAGUGGCUACUUCCGCAUUGCACGAGGAGAAAACGAAUGUGAAAUCGAGGCUUUUGUGAUUGGCGUGUGGGGCCGGAUAACCAUGGAGGACAUGCACAGCCAUCACCAUCAUCACCAGAAAAGGCACAAAUAGAGACGCUCAAUCACGUGUCUCUGAUCCUUCUGCCCCCUUCUGAGAUCCGUGUGCACCUCAUCACCAGAUAUUCAGACUCAGUCAGGACUAUGGCAGGAGACUGCGAAAUGGUUUCUGCUAAAUCCAUCAAAACUCCACUGAACAUAUUAUUCGCACCAGUGCUGAUAGGUGUUCGUAAAUAGCCAGUCCUUUUUGUUGUGUGAAUGUGGCCAGGUUGGACUGAAUCCUGUAGUAGUUCUAAUUCUUACUUCUCAACAAUGCAAGAAAAUGCCAAUGAUAAGUCAGUUUAUGACUAAGGAAAAAAAAAGUGGUUCGUGGAAACUUGCCUGUAACUGUAAGCGCACUCAAAGCCCCCUGGUGGCCACACACCCAAAUUACAACUACACAUCUACUUUUCACACGAGCUCUUAUAGCCUGAGUGGGUCGUUCCAGAGGCUAUUCCUGUUUAUUAGGUUGUUUUUGUUUUUUUAUAUUAUCAGCUAUCAUAAGGUAGUUUGUUAGAACUGUAAGUCUGUGAAACUCUGAAUUACUCAAGGUGCAUUUCAGACAGUACAUUCCAGCACACUGGAAAAGGCAAAAACGAGGUGGGGUUUAAUUAUAAAGGAGAUUUUAUUACCAAUUAUUUAUUUUUAAAGAAAUACAAAAAAAAAGAUUUUUAAGGUAAAUUGUUUAUGGUUGUGAUUCUUCUUCUAAAAGAUUGGCCGCUCUUAUUUUAAACAUUUAUUCCAAACCUGAGAAUCAGUGACAGUAGCGAGACAUCUGACCUGGCAUUUUAAAAUCAAUUUAAAGUGAAUUUCUAUUCAGAAACAGCUUCUGUAAUUUAAUGACCACUGAUAUAACAGCUGUGCAGUUUGCUGACCUUUAUAUGCAUUGGUUCUUAUGUUUUGUAUAAAGAAACACUUUAUCUGUAAUAAAGUCUACAUACCUCCUCAGCACAGAUUUAUUUAAUAAACUCUGUACUCUGUGCACGUUCAUAUAUUUA